AUGUCAGACAAUUUACGAGAGGAGUUGCAACAUAAGAAUGAAGAAACCUUGAGAUCUGUCAACGCAAAGGAUUUCAAUUUGCCCGAGGAACUUCACGUUUAUCAUUCGUUGUAUCCACUCGAUAUACGUCAAGAAAAAUCGGUAAAAGUUUUUGGAUACCCGAGUUGGGUAUACAAGUCGACCUGCAGUGUCGAUGGACGAGUUUACAGCUUGAGACGCAUUGAGGGCUUUAGAUUGACGAACGAGGUGGCCAUGUCGACAAUUGAAAAUUGGCGAAAGAUUAGGCACGCUAACAUCGUUUCAAUACGUGAAGCGUUUACCACGAAAGCCUUUGGAGAUCAUUCACUGGUCUUUGUCUACGAUUAUCAUCCGUUGUCACAGACAUUAUUCGACAAACAUUUCUCCUCCACGCAGAUGUCUGCCCAGUUCCAUUCCAACAUUUCUGAAUCAGUAUUGUGGAGUUAUAUCGUGCAAUUGGCGUCGACUCUCAAAACCAUACAUUCAUCAAACUUGGCUGCACGAAUGAUUGAACCUACGAAAAUCUUGCUUACCAGUAAAAAUCGGUCGGUUAAUUGA
Messenger RNA from Acaulospora colombiana, 576 nucleotides. Lineage: Eukaryota; Fungi; Glomeromycota; Glomeromycetes; Diversisporales; Acaulosporaceae. The record is from the annotation of a GenBank genome assembly.